CCGUUUAAAAAACAAAUCUUAAUAAACUCACAUGGUUGAAGCUGUUGCUGAUAUUGGUCUUAUCGGUUUGGCCGUUAUGGGUCAAAACCUUAUCUUGAACAUAAAUGAUCACGGUUAUACCGUUUGUGCUUACAACCGUACUACAUCCAAGGUUGACGACUUCUUGAAUAACGAAGCCAAGGGAACCAAGGUUGUUGGUGCUCAUUCUGUUGAAGAGCUCUGUGCCAAAUUGAAGCGUCCCAGAAAGGUCAUCCUCCUUGUCAAGGCUGGUUCUGCUGUUGAUGCCUUUAUUGAUCAAUUACUUCCUCACAUGGAAGAAGGCGAUAUCAUCAUUGAUGGUGGUAACUCUCACUUCCCUGACUCCAUCCGUCGUGCCAAGGAGUUGGAGGCCAAGGGUAUCCUCUUUGUCGGUUCCGGUGUCUCUGGUGGUGAAGAAGGUGCUCGUUAUGGUCCCUCUUUGAUGCCUGGUGGUAACCCCAAGGCUUGGGAACACAUCAAGCCUAUCUUCCAAGAUGUCGCUGCCAAAGCCCCUGAUGGUGCUCCUUGCUGUGAAUGGGUUGGUGAAUCUGGUGCUGGUCACUAUGUCAAGAUGGUCCACAACGGUAUUGAAUAUGGUGACAUGCAAUUGAUCUCCGAAGUCUAUCAAAUCAUGAAGGAAGGUCUCGGUUUAACUCACGAUGAAAUGGCCGAUGUUUUUGAAGAAUGGAACAAGGGUGAAUUGGAUUCCUUCUUGAUCGAAAUCACACGUGAUAUCCUCAGAUACAAGGAUACCGAUGGUAAGCCUCUUGUUGAAAAGAUUAGAGAUACUGCUGGUCAAAAGGGUACUGGUAAGUGGACCGGUAUCGACUCCCUUGACCGUGGUAUUCCCGUCACCUUGAUCGGUGAAGCUGUCUACGCUCGUUGUCUUUCUUCCCUCAAGGACGAGCGUACUCGCGCCUCCAAGAUCCUUGCUGGCCCUCCCAAGAAGCCCUUCACCGGUGACAAGAAGAAGUUCAUUGCUGCCCUUGGUCAAGCCCUCUAUGCUUCCAAGAUUGUCUCAUAUGCUCAAGGUUUCAUGCUCAUGCGUCAAGCCGGUGCUGACUACAACUGGAACUUGAACUUUGCCGGUAUUGCCUUGAUGUGGCGUGGUGGCUGUAUCAUCCGUUCCGUCUUCUUGGGUAAGAUCAAGGAUGCCUACACCAACAACCCUGAACUCGAAAACUUGCUCUUCGACCCCUUCUUCCAAAAGGCUACUGCUGAUGCUCAAGACGCUUGGAGAGAAGUCAUCGCCCAAGCUGUUACCAUGGGUAUUCCUACUCCUGCUCUUUCUACCGCCUUAAACUUCUAUGACGGUCUUCGUCACGAAAUCCUUCCUGCUAACCUUCUUCAAGCUCAACGUGAUUACUUUGGUGCCCACACUUAUGAACUCUUGGAUGCCCCUGGCAAGUUCGUCCACACCAACUGGACCGGUAAGGGUGGUAAUGUCUCUGCUUCUAACUACAUUGCAUAAAUUGAUCCCCGUUCAUCUUUUGUAUUUUUAUAAUUCAUUGUUAUAACCAUUAAAAAUAAACAGUUAUUUUUGUUGAAGAAGCUAUGCACACA
Messenger RNA from Rhizopus microsporus ATCC 52813, 1581 nucleotides. RefSeq names its product 6-phosphogluconate dehydrogenase, decarboxylating. Gene Ontology annotation, biological process: pentose-phosphate shunt; pentose-phosphate shunt, oxidative branch. Gene Ontology annotation, molecular function: phosphogluconate dehydrogenase (decarboxylating) activity; NADP binding. The transcript is spliced from 4 exons. Gene Ontology annotation, cellular component: cytosol. The coding region runs from base 32 to 1489 and encodes 485 amino acids. NCBI's taxonomy places the organism in Eukaryota, Fungi, Mucoromycota, Mucoromycetes, Mucorales, Rhizopodaceae. The record is from RefSeq and is a predicted model, not a curated record.